Messenger RNA from Myotis lucifugus (little brown bat), 996 nucleotides. RefSeq names its product Hermansky-Pudlak syndrome 5 protein-like. Gene Ontology annotation, biological process: developmental pigmentation. The transcript has 5 exons. The annotation marks the transcript as partial. The record is from RefSeq and is a predicted model, not a curated record. NCBI's taxonomy places the organism in Eukaryota, Metazoa, Chordata, Mammalia, Chiroptera, Vespertilionidae. Gene Ontology annotation, cellular component: cytoplasm.
CAUUUAAUUAAAUUGGAAUAAUUUAUUUUGUUUCAAAAGAUGGCAGAGGGGCACUGGUUCUAGAAAAACAGGAAUUUGGCAUUGAUAGUAUACAUAUAUACUGUAUAUCUCUUUUUCAAGGGUAAUAGAGACAUAUAUUGGUGAUCUCUUACUUUUUCUUGUUUAAAACUUGUAAUAUGCUUGGCCUCCCAAUUUGGUUUUAAGGUUCUUAAAAGCAGAGGUCGUAUCUUGUUCUUGUUUGUCUCUCCUGCAGUGCUCAGUGAGCAUAGGGCCUUGCACAGGGUAGGUGCAUGAGUCAUGAUUGUUGAACCAAUGUGUUCAUGAAUUAAAUAUUUACAGUUAUGAGUUGAAGGGAGAAGGGUAUGUUUUAUCUUUCAGAAAUGGCAAGUUCCAGUCCUACAUAUAUGGAGAUGGAAGAAGGAGAUCUACCAACAAAAUUAAAAUUAGUGGAUGACUCGGUCCCUUUUGACAGUCCUUUGUUGAUUGCUUAUGCUACCCAAUUGUAUGAGAAGUUUGGGGAAUCUGCCCUUCGAUCCUUGAUCAAGUUUUACCCAUCAAUUUUGCCUUCAGAUGUCAUGCAACUUUGUCAUCAUCAUCCUGCUCAGUUUUUGGCCUAUUUAGACAGUCUAGUGAAAUCAAGGCCUGAAGAUCACCGGCAGUCCUUCCUUGAGUCCCUUCUACAACCAGAGUCGUUAAGAUUGGAUUGGCUGCUGUUAGCAGUGUCCCAUGAUGCUCCCCCAAGCACAAGCACUAUGGAUGAUGAAGGAAAUCCCAGGCCUCAUUCACACUUGUUUUCCUGGGGUUACAGUCAGCUGAUCCUUCAUCUAAUUAAACUACCUGCAGAUUUUACAACCAAAGAGAAAAUGACUGACAUCUGCAGGUCUCGUGGUUUCUGGCCUGGAUAUCUUACUCUCUGUUUGGAGCUGGAGAGAAGAAGAGAGGCCUUCACCAACAUAGUAUAUUUGAAUGAUAUGAGCCUGAUGGAUGGGGACAGUG